Messenger RNA from Numida meleagris (helmeted guineafowl), 5898 nucleotides. RefSeq names its product homeobox A10 (gene HOXA10). NCBI's taxonomy places the organism in Eukaryota, Metazoa, Chordata, Aves, Galliformes, Numididae. The transcript has 2 exons. The coding region runs from base 3541 to 4635 and encodes 364 amino acids. Gene Ontology annotation, biological process: regulation of transcription by RNA polymerase II. The record is from RefSeq and is a predicted model, not a curated record. Gene Ontology annotation, cellular component: nucleus. Gene Ontology annotation, molecular function: RNA polymerase II cis-regulatory region sequence-specific DNA binding; DNA-binding transcription factor activity, RNA polymerase II-specific.
GGUAAAUAAAUAAAUAAAAAGGAGGAAUCUGGCGCGCACACACGCACGUUCCUGACGACUGACAGUUUCAAUAUUAAAUAACUAUACCCUGAUUGCAUUAAUUUUGGGAAAGGCGCACGACGCAAUGCGCGGCUUUCUCCUCAGCCAGGCGGCGCAUGCACUUCGCAGCGCGCUGCGAGGCCCUCCGCCUUUCCGCACGUUGCACUUUUCCCGUGUCUACAAAUAAAAACAUAUUUUAAUUAGCUUGCAAAAUGGGUCUCCGGAUUAACAGCGCUGAUCUUUUGCUUUAUACGGGCUAAUAAUAAAAAAGAUAAAUCACCGUUUAACGUGACGCGUUUUGAAAUUUCCAGUCAAGAGUUCGCUGGGGCUGAGCUGUCGGGUUUUAUUUAUUCCCUUUUUGUUUUUAAUUUUAGGCCAACCAAUAAAACGGCUUAACGACGCUAUUAAUGCAUCUAUUAUAUUUUUCUUAGAUCAAUAAAGUUUUAUUUUGAUAGCGUUGUCUACGCACGCCGCAAAUUCAGAUUCUCCACGAAAUCACCCGCUCGCCGGCUUUGAUAUUUAUCAGAAUUUUAUUUGCUCGGUUUUAUGGACCCUGGGACGGCUUUCCUUACGGAAGCGGAAUUGGAAAGAAAGCGUUUCUCGUCCCCUGGCGUCCACAAUAUUCUUUAAAAUUUCUCUUAAACGGGGGUUAAGCUCCAAGGGACGCAUUGUUAAGCGCUGGCAGUGCGGUAGCUACACCCAACGCAUGCCAAAUUAACUCAGUUUAGUCGGAAUUGACCAUUAUCUUUUAUAGUUAAGAACCAAGCGCACGUUAUUAGUUUUACUUCAGUGGGUUUGAUGAUGCCGGUUACUAUUUGCCUUGGCCUUGUUAGCGAUUAAAGAAAGCGGAGAUAAUGCAGCUCCGAGCGGAGUUCACGAUCGAGGCGGAGUGCCCCAGCCGCCACCAGGCACAGCGCUGCGGACCAAACGAGCGGCCCUGACCCGCGCUCCUGACGGCAGAUCCCGCACGACCGGAGUGCAGCCUUCGGGCAGAGCCACCCAGGGCCGAGCCCCGGCCCCUGAGCCGCCAAACCCACAGGGGCCUGGGGCGAGGGGAGAAAGAGAAGUGAGGUUAAAAUCUGGUUUUCUUCUCCCGAAUCGUCUCCGUCCUCUGCGUUUUUUGUCUGAUGUUGUCUGUAUUCGCUCUCGAGGAGGUGGAAGCAGCCAACUCAUGUUUGUUGCGAUGCAUUUUGAGCCCUUUUUAUUCAGGAGGAUUGCAAUGUACUUUUACGGGCCUCUCCCCGCUUUAAUCCAAUUUUUAAAAGGGAGCUGCUUAUUUUAAAAACAGCUCUGGAAGGAUUUCAAGUGUUACUCCUCGAUUCCGUACGGUUUCUACGUUUUCAAUCCAUUCCUAUUUAAUUUGGCAAAUGCAAAAUAAACAUACCGCAAGAGCGGACUUCCCCGGAGUAAUUUUUAUACCUGACUUGUGCAGAGAAACGUAUUGGGAGCGUGGAGCUGGGGCUCACGUUUCACUUUAUUUAGAUCUGCAUUUAUAACGCUAAGCCUAUUGAUAAUAGCCUUCCUGUAUAGGAACCAAUAAAAUGGUUCCUUGCGUGGUAUUAAUUUUGUUAGCGGUGAUAUGGCCCUCAUAGGAAUCUGAUAAGGGUUUGUCCAUCACACGUUAACACAUCUCGUGUUUGGGAAACAGUAUUACGGGAGGAAACGUGCGGACAACCUUGGAGGGUUUCCUCAGGCUGGUGGGUCCCCUCCUAUCCCCCAUCCGACCCGCGGUCCCGCUCGGUACUCAGGGGUAACCUCCAGAACGGUGGGAAUAAAGGGUGCCUUUCCAUCAAGGUUUUAUGGCGACUGCGAAGUUGUAACGACCUCUCCCCGCCGCAGCCUUCCAGUUGACGAGGACGGGGCCUCGGGAAGGCCCCAGCAGCGCGGCUUGCUCGAGAAACCUCACGUUUGUGUCCCGCUGCCCCAGAACUACCCGUUCGGAUCAAUGGCAAAAUACGGGGAAAAAAAUAAUAAUAAUAAAAAAAAAAGUGAUUUCCCUCUCGCAGGCGACUGCUCACCCCGGAGACCACGUGAGGCGUGUCAGAGCCGGGGGCGGGGGGCAGCGCUUCCCGUGGGCCCUCCGCGGCGCUCUGAACGCCAAGGGUAGGGCCGGUACACGGCAUUCCUCACGGCUCCGGCCGAGGGCAGCGGGCAUCGCCGCCGCAUCUCGCCCGGUCCCCGGGAGCGGGGCCGCAGGCUUCUGCUUCCCCGGGAAAAGACCCCCUCGGGGACGAGGAGCGAGCCCUCCUGCUCUAGGGUGGGCAGCGAGAGCUGGAAAGCCUCGAGCAGCCCCAGGCUCCGCUCGGGCUGGAGAAGCCUUAAUUCCUCGGGCCAGGCAGGCAGGCGACUUCAAAAUGGCCUAAGCGAAAGAUGAUGGAAGUGAAAGCAAGCGAUCAUUAAGCGAUUCAUUAGAAAAUCUAUGUGUCUCUCUGUCUGCGUGCCUGUCUGUCUGCUAUCUGUCUGCUCCCUCCGCCACAAUUACAAAUUGGCAGGACAGAGCUGUCUCCUAUCUCAGGAUUCAUCUGCGUAUCCUUCUAUUAUUUAAUGCAGCGCUUGCGACAGAGACGGUGCUUCUGGAAAGAAGAGUGAAUGACCCAAAAGGAGGGGGGGGGGGGGGAAUAAAAAUGAUCGCCCAAAUAUAAACACGCCAAUAAACAGGGUGCGCAGCAUCGUGCGAGCAUCCAUCUGAGCUGCUCACGUCUGGAUUCUUUCUGUGGCAUAUGUCUGGCUUUGGAUUUUAAAUGGCAAUCAGACCUCGGGAAGAAUCCAGCGUUAACUACAGCAUUAGAAGCUGCAACCGCACAAUUAAUCCUCCCGGAGUGGCAUUGCUCCCUCCGAGAUUCCUAAGCGCAGCAGCCAGCUCUUUAUCUCUAGGAAAUGUAAGCUGGGGAGAUGUGAGGCUGGAAGGGCCCCCUCCCUCCUCGUGUCUUGAACGCAGGAGACACCAGGGCCCUUUACGGUUCCCAACGAUCUGUGAUAAACAAUAACACGUCUAUUAUUUCUUUAAAAAAAACCGAGACGAUCAAAUAAAACGAGCAGAGCCCGAGCAUAAAACACAGGGAGAGCCGCGGCUUUAUUAAUUUCGUGACACACGCGGGCUGCUCGGGGAGGUGAGCACGCAUCGCUUCCGGAGAGCCCGACCGCGGGGAGAGAGGAGCGAUAAUAAAAGCUUCAUCUGGCCGCGGCCGCAGCCGGAGUGUCAUAAACACCGCCGCGCAGAGCGGUGCGUGGGGCAGAGCGGAGAGAGCCGGGAGCCGCCGCCUGCCCCGCUCCGGCCCUGCCCCGCCGCGCGGCUCCGCACGUGUGCGUGUGGCUGGAAAUCCAUAUCACACAUUAAUAUCCAUCCAUAUCCCAAAUUCAGAGGUCGACCUGAGAGCAGCUCGGUGCAUACGAAACCAGACGGGGAGGGGUUGCUGGGGAGGCCCGGGCUUCCAUUGGCUGCAAGCGUUCGCCGCGGUGCGGGGGUAUCUCUAAUCAUAUUCAGCAUGUUUUGCACAAGAAAUGUCAGCCAGGAAGGGCUAUCCGCUCCCUUCGCCAAAUUAUUCCACAACAAUGUCAUGCUCCGAGAGCCCGGCUGCAAACUCUUUCCUGGUGGACUCGUUGAUCAACGCGGGCAGAGGGGACGCGGCGGGAGCAGGAGGCGGAGGCGGAGGAGGAGGCGGCUACUACCCGGGCAGCGGGCUCUACCUGCCACAGGCGUCCGAGCUGUCCUACGGGCUGCAGGGCUGCGGACUGUUCCCCGUCCUGGGCAAACGCAAUGAAGGUACUUCUCAAAGCAUGGUCCCCACCUCGCACCCCUACGUGUCGGGGAUGGAAGUGUGGCUAGACCCGCCCCGCUCCUGUCGCAUGGAAGAGCCGGAGAGCCAGCAGGCCACCUCGUGCUCCUUCGCUCAAAACAUUAAGGAGGAGAGCUCCUACUGCCUCUAUGACUCAGAGAAAUGCCCCAAGGGCUCGGCCGCCGCCGACCUCGCUCCCUUCCCGCGGCUGAGCGCCGAGGUCAGCCCCUCCGCCAACGGCACGGGGGUGCCGGUCCCGGGCUACUUCCGCCUCUCCCAGGCUUACGGCACCUCCAAGGGCUACGGCGCGGGGCCGGCGGGGGCAGCCGCCUUCGCGCCGCAGCCCCCCGGCCGCUUCCAGCCGCCGCCGUCGGGGCCGCCCGUGCCGGAGGCCGGCAGGAGGGACGACGAGGAGCGCUCCCCCAGCCCCUCGGCGUGCGGCUCCCAGCGGGAGGACGAGACCCGCGCUUCGUCGUCCACCGCCGAGGAGCUCUCCCCGGCGCCGUCGGAGGGCAGCAAGGCCUCUCCCGAGAAGGAGCCCGUAGGCAAUUCAAAAGGAGAAAAUGCAGCAAACUGGCUAACCGCAAAAAGUGGCCGAAAGAAACGGUGCCCCUAUACCAAGCAUCAAACUCUCGAGCUGGAAAAGGAGUUUCUGUUCAAUAUGUACCUGACUCGUGAGCGUCGCCUAGAGAUCAGCCGCACAGUCCACCUCACAGACAGACAAGUUAAAAUCUGGUUUCAGAACCGCAGAAUGAAACUGAAGAAAAUGAACAGAGAGAAUAGGAUUCGGGAGCUCACAGCCAACUUUAAUUUCUCUUGAUGAACCUAUAAACACGUCUUUAUGGUUUAAAGAGCCAGUAUCAUUUUCCUAGGCUGUAGUCAUCCGCACCUGUAUGGAUUAACGAUUUUAGACGUUCUCAGUAUGUCCUUAAACUCUUAAUAGCUGCUUCGGGGCUGCGGGGGGAGCGGAAGAAAGCCAUGCUAAUGCUGAGGGCCAUGUGUGAGCCUCCUCCAUUCCUGCAGCCUUCCCCGGGCCCGCUUUGCUCUUUCAAGCUUUGAAAACCCAGAAAUAGGAUUUCAGGAGCUGCAAAUAUUCCCCCCCCCUCCCCCGCCCCCCACCUCGUGUCUCUCCAAAAAGUAAACGAGCUCGGUUAAAGGCGCAUUCUUUUAAAAUAUAGGCGGUGUAACUCGGACUUUAAGUAGCUUCGGAAUGAAUUAUUUAAGCCGUGCCAUAUUUCUAUAUAUUGGGAGCUCAGCUUUAUCCCCCUCUGUUUUCCUUGUCUCCCCCCUCCCCCUUUAUCCUUCCCAAAGCAGGACUUGCAAUAAUGAAAUGCAGGCAUCCUUUAAAAGGGCUUCAUGGGAACCGGUGUUAAGAGCGAUUUUUUGUUCUUUACCUUGAAAGUCAAUAUUACGGCUUUGAAAUUGGCCAGGAAAAUGAAAUCUCUUCUCUUUAAAGAUAUAGAAAAGUUCGUCUCGCUCAUGGACUAAAUUAUGACACUUACCUCUGAAUUUCUCUCUCUCUUUCUGGUUGUAGAUAUUUACGUAACGUAGUUUUGCUUAAAUACGUGGAAUUAGUGAUUUUUUUUUUUUUUUGACGAUAAAUAACGUUACCGUUGGUAACACGGGAUAAGCACACAACGAUUCCCCCUUGAAAAAAAAAAAAAAAAAAAAAGCCGUCACUUUUUCCUCACUAAUUUCACUGAAAAGUGUACAUCCUGAACAUCAAAAGGACUUUCUGAGCCAGAGCCUGAGAUAGCGAGGGAGAGUUCGUCCGUCUUCCUUUAUACUGUGAAGUUACGUGCAUCAAAGGGUCAAGCGUAUAGGUGAAAAAAAUUAGAAAGAGAUUUAAGAAAAGAAGAAAGAAAGAAGGGGAAAAACUAUAAAUACAGAUAUGUAUAAAUGUCUAUUAUUAUUAAAACGCCGAUACCGUUUUAAGCAAAUGCAUUCUAUCGUUAUUAUAAAUGUUAGUUCUAGCUAUAUCUAGUUCUUACCUUAAAUCGGAAUAAAUUAAUAUUGUAAUGCUGCUGUGCGUGAAAAAGACGAUGUUUAUGUUCUCAUAGAAGAAUAAAAAACGUGGAAUGAA